Thyridium curvatum is the source of this 1329-nucleotide messenger RNA. RefSeq lists its product as uncharacterized. NCBI's taxonomy places the organism in Eukaryota, Fungi, Ascomycota, Sordariomycetes, Thyridiales, Thyridiaceae. The coding region runs from base 1 to 1329 and encodes 442 amino acids. The record is from RefSeq and is a predicted model, not a curated record. The transcript has a single exon.
AUGGCAGCAGCCCGGAUGCGGCUGCUCUCGCAGCCCGCGCGGGCGAGUCAAUUGGCCUCCGUCGCCCGCGCCUUUCACUGCCGGCAAUCAGCCCCGGCCCGAACCCACCUCGUCGCCGCCUGGCCGCCAGCAGCAUCACCACCCUCAGCAUCAUCGGCAUUAUCACUAUCGCGAUCCUUCACAUCGUCCCGCCGCCUCCUGCUGAAAGAUCCCGACAACCGUCCCCCGCCGCCGCGCACCUACUUCCAGCCCGGCGACAGGCCUCCUCCGCCCCAAUACCAGUCCCUCGACGACUUCCAGUCCCAGGCGCAACUGCAGCAACAAGCUCAGCCUACAUCACCAACGCCACCUCCCCCGCCGCCGCCGCCACCCUCCUCCUCGGCCCAAGAACCCUUCUCCGAACCUGGCCCAGAUAGCCAGUCCCGUCCUCGCCGGCGCCGGCGGUUCCUCAGCUGGACGUUCCUAGGCUGGGUCGGCGCCAUGCUCGCCCUCGGCGCCUACUUCGGCCGGCGCCUGCGGGUCAUCCUGCUCCCGCCGCAGCCCGAGCCGGGCUCCGAGCUCGACGAGAAGGCCACGGCCCUCGUCCACAAGAUGGCCGCCGACCUCGACAUCGUCAAGCGCCUGUCCGCCGACCCAGACUACGAGUCCUGGCAGGCCUACACCCCCCGGCCGCGGUCCUCACCCUCACCCUCUUCCUCCUCCUCCUCCUCCUCCUCCUCCUCCUCCUCCUCCUCCGCCGCCGCCACCGACGACGAAGCCAGCCUCGAGGACGCCGCCCUCGCCAUCAUCGCCGCCGGCCUGCCCCACACGCCCGAGGCCGUCCUGCAGCGCAAGGACCGCCUGACCACGGGGCCCAUGGGCGGCUACCGCGGCCUGGGCGGCUACCAGCGCGUCUGGCGCCACCGGGCCACGGGCGAGACCGUGACGGUCGUCUUCCUCGGCCCCGCGGUGCAGGGGUGGCCGACGUACGUGCACGGCGGCGCCAUCGCCACGCUGCUCGACGAGAGCCUCGGCCGGUGCGCCGUCGGGCGGCUCGCGGGCGGCACGGGCGUCACGGCGCACCUGCGCCUCGGGUACCUCCGCCCCACCAAGGCGGGCCACUUCUACGUCGUGCGCUGCCGCUUCGUCGACGAGGCGGACCUGCCCGAGCACCAGCGCCCGCGCUUCAGGGCCGCGACCGGCGCCGGGGAGGAGGAGGACAAGAGGAGCCGCAAGGCGUGGGUGCGGGGCGUGCUCGAGGACCUCGACGGGCAGGGGCUCGUCGAGGCCGUGGCGCUGUUUGUGGCGCCCAAGAAUAUCAAGCUCGAGCGCAUUGACGACAAGCUCUGA